ACAACGCCAAUCCGCCUCACUACAAACCCGGGCAAUGGAGCAACAACAAAUGGGGAUCGACGCCGAUAGAGUGCGAAUGUCAAGGGAUCGGCAAUACUGCAUAACUACGGCCAUGCAGUUUUUCCUAGUCUCUUUUUCAGAAGCCACUUGCGUACAAAGUGAAAAGGAUCAUAGUCGUUGUCACUAUGUGUUACAGAGCUGACGUUAUUUGACCGUCACCUACGACUGACUUUCGGCCGCUCCUGAAUCACUCUACAACAUUUUUCAGCAACCACAGGUGGUGCGACAAGUUCCGACAGAUUCAUUUGAUCUGCUGUGAUCCCUGUCUGUGGUCGCUAGAAUCUAUUCGCAGUUCACAGCCCACUUCUGCGCAACUCAGCCUUUGACCGCGGCGCCUUCUUCCUAUCAUCCCUUCCAGCUUUUACCUGCGAUCGGCUGCCGAUCUUUUGCAUCUGACGGACCAAUCCAAUUCCCUAUAUUCCUUUUUAUGGUCAUGUAUUCCUUUGAAACGCCUCAGGAAGAGAAAUAUAUCUGAAGUGCCUGCUAUACAGCACAGGAGCUGAGAUCAGCGCCUUGAAUCGAGCUGCAAGUCAUAGGCCUUAGUAACAAAGCGAGCAUCAGAAAAAGAAGAUCAGAGAAGGCCAAUCCUUUACGCACACUUCGCCUCCCGCCAACCCUUCAUCCCGAUUUGGUAUACAUUACCUUUAGCACCGCUAUAUCCUUGCAUUUUCCCCUUCCCCUCUAUCCAGCCAUCUGCCUCGUCACCACACACAUCAAAAGCACUCAUAGUUACACAACUCCGAGCACAGUCUGGUCGGUCCCAUAAUUGCCAGUCCCACUUCACACUCAAAAUCGUUCUUCUUUCUCUGUCAAGCUUUCGGGUUCUUACCGCAACAGCCGUCUCAUUCAGCCACUGGGUUUUCACGUCCAGAUAUCUCUUGUACUCAAAGGCACCUUACACAGUUCCUGCACAGAACGCUGCCUGGGAUAACCAGACUUCUCUGCCAGCACAGUUGCCAACUUCUACUUAGUUUGAAACUGUUACCUGGUCAUCAUGUCCAGCACUACCAACUCCCAUCUUAUGAAGACUACCCGAUGGGGUAGGCCAUUCGUCAAGGACACUCAUGAUCUGUUCUGUACUUUAGUGGCCAGUCUGAAUUUCGACACCCAUCGAAACUUCUUCAAGACCUAUCCCAACAGUUUCACAACAGACGAUGCCUGUCUCAAUCUCGCCUCCCUCAAGUUCUCCCAAUCAACCCGGACCGCCGAUCCUAAAGAUCCUACUCGUAUCGUCACUACCACGACCACUACGACAUUCUCAAUGUCCCGCGAGAUGGCCAAGGGUAUUUGUCAACACUUUAUGGAUUGUCACCUUGUAGAGAACGCCACGGAUAUUAUGGCCGGCUUUUUCAAAGACAGAGGUAUCUAUAUGUUGACUCCCAAAGGUCUUCAUAUCCUCGAGCGAUUUGUAUCCAAAAAUGGCAUCACAACAGACCAUCUCCUCAAACUUUUUGCGACGCAACCAAUCACUAUGAAACUGCUUCAUCUCGAAAGGCGAUCAGGUGAUGAUGAGGUCAUCAUCACACGGAACGUCAUUGAAGUCUUGUUCAGGCGUUUCGUCGGUCGCAUACCAAACUUAACCAAGUUGAAUGAGGAUGAAAUAUUGGCGCAUUACUAUUCUCGAUUCUAUACCAAGACACCAUCUCUUCCAGCUGGCGAGACGCUCGACCGGUCCGAGGGUAUCAUUGUCCGAAAACCUGGUGGAGGCGAGAAGACAACCUCAUCGGACGAUUACAUCUUUUCAGCACGGGCCGCCGUUAAUUGGAUGUUGGAUUUCACGUCAGCAACGGGGAUAGAUGAAGCCGCGGAAAUCCUUGCCCACUUUGUUCGGUACGGGUUAAUCACACUUGUGAGCGACAAGGGGAAGAUCAAGGAGGAGAAUUUGAUUGUCAGCGCGCGGGGAGGGGGUGCCGGUGGCGGGGCCGGAGCUAUCAUGCAAGAAGCAGAGUUUCGAGUCACUGAGCGAGCCAUCUACAAAAUCACAAAGGAAGGAAUUGCCGUUGCGAAAUGGAACGAAACCACUACCAACCAUGCGGCUGGUGCUUCUAAAGCCAACCUUUCCGUCGAAACUACUCCAGGCAACAAGGCCAGACCUUCCCACGAAGCGAGCCCCUCUGUUUCCGUACAACGCCGUACAUCACUGUCUGAUCGCUUCCGCGGCGAUUUUGAUAUUUCUGGUGUACCAGGCGGCGAUAACCACAUCAAGGACAGUCAUACAGCGCGACUGAAGCAGAUUCUCGAGGAACCUGCUCUGAGGAGCUUAUUCCGUGAAUUUUUGAGGAGUAAUUUCUGUGAGGAGAAUUUGAGCUUCUGGUUGGAUGUACAGGAUUUCAAGAGGAGAUUCCAAACGACAAGUUCGGCCGUCGCAGCACCGGGAUCGAAGCAGGCAAAGGUCUCGGGCCAUGCAGCGAUGGAAAAGCAUCAGCAGGAUUUGGUCGCGAUGGCCUUCGUCAUCUACAACACCUAUCUCGCACCCGCUUCUCCUUGUGAACUCAACAUUGACCACAACCUUCGGGCCGAGUUAGUCGGUUACAUGAACCAGAUCACAUCCGACAAGGAAGCAGGAGUGAAGGGCCAUAUUGAGCCCGGUGUUGGAGACACCUUACAUGCUAGCCAGCUACAAACUAUGGUCAAACUUUAUGAACGAAUCCAGGUGUAUAUCUUUAGAUUGAUGGCGACCGAUUCGGUGCCCAAAUUCUGCAAGACCGAGCUUUUCCUCACCCUCAUGGAGCAGUUCUCAGAGUACACAAAAGAUGAAUUCGCCGUCACAGACCUUGAAACCAAGGCUGCUGCCCUUACCGUCGAUUCUCGCAAAACUACAGCUCACGUCGAUGGGCGCCAGCCCAGUCCUACUCGCUCUUACCUCACAAUCUCUCAGGCUGCAAAUGAGAAGCAAGCUGCUAAACAAAAAAACUAGGCAAACCAGGUUUGUUAACAUCGUCUGAGUGUUCAGCUGGCUGUAAUCGCUUCUUUCCCCGAUCUACCUCUCGCACGUAUUCUAUAGAUCCAUCGAAUCCUUCUUAUCCUCAUCAUUACUUUAUUGCAUUGUGUAUAUAUAUCCUAUCCUCUAUUCACUCCCCCUUAUCUAUCUAGAAACCUCCUAUCCGCUCCCUAGUACUCUAUCUAAGUUCUACUUUAUCUACUCAUCGGCAACCAUAAUCAUUAUUGCAUAUAGUAUCGUACUCGUAGUUUUGUUAUAGUAUUGUUUGUAGCAUUUCGUCGAGUUUUGGUAUGAAUUGUCACCAUCAUACGACGUUCAUUGAUGCACGUUGAAAGGCUAGUUUCACUGGUCUGCAGAGGGAAUGUCCUUAGGGUGUCAGAUUCAUGAUGUCUAAAUUACAACAUGGCAACAGAAUGAAUGAUGGG
Molecule: messenger RNA, 3426 nt
Organism: Cryptococcus deneoformans JEC21
Lineage: Eukaryota; Fungi; Basidiomycota; Tremellomycetes; Tremellales; Cryptococcaceae
Exons: 12
Coding region: 1055-2977 (640 amino acids)
Biological process (GO): intracellular signal transduction
Source: RefSeq, a predicted model, not a curated record